AUGGGACAGGACAGUGUAUUCCUUGUGCGGUCUGAUUAUUUAGAGAGUUUUGACGAUGAACCCUGGGUCGACGUAGGUUCUCAGUUCUUGGAAGAUCCGGACAACGAGGAAGCUGACUGGGUCACCGUAAUUCUUCCCGAAGAAAUGGACAAGACCCAUAGCGACGAAGAUAUCAUGAAGUAUGUGCUUUAUAACAUCCGAAUUAGACGAGCCGUCGUGAGCCAAGUGGCACUGCAUAAUAUGGGGGUGACUUGUAUUUCGAUCCCGAUCCCGGUCAGCACUGCUGAUACUGCUACAAUCUUGAUUUGCGCCGAGGCCGACGGAAACAAGUGGCUAGAAAUGAUUUCUAAUGGAAUGGCUAUGCUUCGCAGAGAGGUGAUUUUUGGGCGUCGGUGA
Messenger RNA from Penicillium psychrosexuale, 396 nucleotides. RefSeq lists its product as uncharacterized. The record is from RefSeq and is a predicted model, not a curated record. Bases 1 to 396 code for a protein of 131 amino acids. NCBI's taxonomy places the organism in Eukaryota, Fungi, Ascomycota, Eurotiomycetes, Eurotiales, Aspergillaceae. The transcript has a single exon.